UGCGUCAAUACUGGCUAUUUUUUCUUAUUUUAUGUACAACUCCUGCCUUUAUUGUAUUUAUGUUGUGGUAGGUCCAUGAAUGUCGCAAAAGUGCACGCACAUUCAGAACAUGAACAUUUUCAGAUGAAUUGUUCGAUGCUCCUCGUAACGAUCAAUCCACCUUUUCGAGCUCUUUUGAUCGACACACAUAUCCUGCAAAACCUCGGAGAAAACAGAUGCAAGCAAGGGCAAAAAGUGCGGUUAGCAGCCAAUGUGGACCUUCUGAAAUCAGUACGUAAUAAGGAUUAUGAGGAAUACGAUAUUGUGUACUACCAGACCUUCUCUGACAGAGACUAUCUCCGAGUUUACGAUCACGAGACAACGAGAAUCAUUCCAAAGACUCCUCUCUACAUCAAUGGAAAUCUCUCCAUUCCUCGCGAAACGAAGAAGUUUCUUGAAGCCUGGAAGAGAUCGAAUUUUAUCGAUUGUCUUGGUCUAAAUAUGAGAAGGCAUGCGGCUGGAAGACCAUAUCUGCCUGUUGAGAAAAGUGUACAAGUAAUGUCGUCAUUAAUGAGAUAUCUCAUCAAUUUCGACGUCUAUCCGUUCCUGAAUGGCGGCUCAAUGCUAGGAUGGUAUCGUGAGUGCAACAUUAUCCCACACACGAUGGAUAUGGAUUUUGCUGCUCCGAUUGAAGAAUACACACCGAAACUUCUAGAGGAUCUAGCAUCAGGAGAGAAAUUUUUCCUUAACAGGAAGUUUGGACUGGUGACUAUUCGCUCAAUUGUAAAAACUGAAACCUCGUUCGAGUACCCCUUCCAUCCCAUUUUCAUCAUGGUAAUCUCGUAA
This is a messenger RNA of Haemonchus placei, 825 nucleotides long. The record is from the annotation of a GenBank genome assembly. NCBI's taxonomy places the organism in Eukaryota, Metazoa, Nematoda, Chromadorea, Rhabditida, Trichostrongylidae.